Chenopodium quinoa (quinoa) is the source of this 1260-nucleotide messenger RNA. Its product is annotated as actin-related protein 2/3 complex subunit 4. Gene Ontology annotation, cellular component: Arp2/3 protein complex; actin cytoskeleton. The transcript has 9 exons. Gene Ontology annotation, biological process: Arp2/3 complex-mediated actin nucleation; actin filament polymerization. Lineage: Eukaryota; Viridiplantae; Streptophyta; Magnoliopsida; Caryophyllales; Amaranthaceae. Gene Ontology annotation, molecular function: actin filament binding. The record is from RefSeq and is a predicted model, not a curated record. Bases 278 to 787 code for a protein of 169 amino acids.
AGAAUCAACAAACCGACCUUAGCUCAGUUGGCAGAGCGGAAGACUGUAGUGGGUUUAAAGCCUUCCGGUAUCUUUAGGUCGCUGGUUCGAUUCCGGCAGGUCGGAUUUUUUUUCCCUCUAUUUUUUUUUUUUCCUUAUUUUCUUCCUAACCCUUUACUAUUUCACUGCCCACUUUCCAAGGAAACCCAAUUCAACGUCUUUUGCAAAUUCAAUUGUCUGAUCCAAUAAUUUUGCUUUUCUGAGAAGAAUUUAGCAAAAUCAAAAUUCCCAAUUAUCUAUGGCUAACACAAUGCGGUUGUAUCUGACUUGCAUAAGGAACACUUUGGAGGCUGCUAUGUGUCUACAGAAUUUUCCAUGUCAAGAAGUAGAAAGGCAUAAUAAACCAGAAGUUGAAAUGAAGACGAGCCCUGAGCUUCUACUAAAUCCUGUAAUGAUUUGUAGAAACGAGGCUGAAAAGUGUUUGAUAGAAACAUCAAUAAAUUCCCUAAGAAUUAGCCUUAAGGUAAAACAAGCUGAUGAACUUGAGAAUAUACUAGCCAAAAAGUUCCUUAGAUUUUUGUCGAUGAGGGCUGAAGCUUUUCAGGUUCUGAGGAGAAAACCUGUACAGGGAUAUGACAUUAGCUUUCUCAUCACCAAUUUUCAUUGUGAGGAGAUGCAAAAACAGAGACUUAUAGAUUUUAUUGUGCAGUUUAUGGAGGACAUUGAUAAAGAGAUCAAUGAGUUGAAAUUGUCAGUAAACACUCGGGGGAGGCUUGUGGCUACUGAAUUUCUUAAGCAAUUUGUAUGAAGGAAUCAGUAUCGAAGCUUGGUAGUUUACAAGACAUGGUGAUACAGCUACCUCAGCUGGCAAAGGAGCUGACUAGUACUGUGCUAAUGAACAUUCCGCUUUUUCACCAAACGAUUGAAAAGAAGCAGGGAACUCGGAUAAAAUCAAAAGGAAUUCCCGUUACCUUCAUGGGGUCGAAUGUGGUAUCUUGCAUUAUGUGAUAUUACAGAAUUUUAACUAUUAGUUGUAAAUUUGUAUGUUCGGUUUGUUGCUUUACAAUACUAAGUAGACAGCAUUACAAUAUACUCCGUAAGGUACAAAUGAUGAGAAGUUGCUGAAUUCUUGACAUCAGUUUUCAAAGUUUAACCUUCUGGUUUUGGUGCAAAAUUACGGAUGUUAGAUUCUUUCUUGAUCUCUCUUUGAUGAUGACUUGCUCAAAGAGGUCAUUUCUCAAGGGUGUCCAAGAAGAUGGAUUGAACUGUGUUUCAUUUCUA